Messenger RNA from Carlito syrichta (Philippine tarsier), 2869 nucleotides. Its product is annotated as nuclear pore membrane glycoprotein 210. The transcript is spliced from 20 exons. Gene Ontology annotation, cellular component: nuclear pore. The coding region runs from base 23 to 2833 and encodes 936 amino acids. The record is from RefSeq and is a predicted model, not a curated record. Lineage: Eukaryota; Metazoa; Chordata; Mammalia; Primates; Tarsiidae.
CGCCGGGCACUGCAGCGGCAUCAUGGUGAAAGCCAAGGCCCAGGGCUCCACCACACUCCUCGUGAGCUACAGGCACAGCCAUGUCUCCCUGAGCGCCAGGAUCACCAUCGCUGCCUACCUGCCCCUCAAGACCGUGGAUCCUUCCUCUGUUGCUUUGGUAACCCUGGGCUCCUCAAAGGAGAUGCUGUUUGAAGGAGGCCCCAGACCCUGGGUCCUCGAGCCUUCCAAGUUCUUUCGAAAUGUCACCUCUGAGGACAUGGACAGCAUCAGUCUGGCUCUCUUUGCCCCACCUGCCUCCCGGAGUUCUCAGCAGCACUGGAUCCUUGUGACCUGCCAGGCCUUGGGUGAGCAGGUCAUCGCCCUGUCGGUGGGGAACAAGCCCAGCCUCACCAACCCCUUCCCUGUGGUGGAGCCCGCCGUGGUGAAGUUCCUCUGCGCCCCCCCAUCCCGGCUCAUGCUGAGGCCUGUCUAUACCCGUGCCCAGCUGGACCUGGCCUGUCCGCUGCUGCAGCAGAACAAGCAGGUGGUUCCUGUCUCCAGCCACCGCAACCCCUUCCUGGACCUGGCUGCUUAUGACCAGCAGGGCCGCCGAUUCGACAACUUCAGCUCCCUGAGCAUCCACUGGGAGUCCUCCAGGCCGUUGCUGGCCAGCAUCGAGCAUGAGCCGCCCAUGCAGCUGGUGUCCCAGGACGAUGGGAGUGGCCAGAAGAAACUGCACGGUUUGCAGGCCAUUUCACUUCACGAGGCGUCGGGAACCACCACCAUCACCGCCACGGCAGCUGGCUACCAGAAGUCCCACCUCAGUGCAGCUGGAGGGAAGCAGCUGCAUGACCUUCCCGUGCCCGUGUCGGCCUCCAUAGAGCUCAUCCUGGUGGAGGAGGUGAGGGUGCGCCCAGAAGAGGUGACCAUCUACAACCACCCUGGCGUCCAGGUGGAGCUCUGCAUCCAGGAAGGCUCAGGCUACUUCUUCCUCAACACCAGCACUGCCGAUGUCAUCAAGCUGGCCUACCAGGAGGCCAAGGGUGUGGCCACGGUGCACCCCUUGGAGCCAGGCUCCUUGACCAUCAUGAUCCAUGACCUGUGUCUUGCCUUCCCGGCCCCGGCCAAGGCCAUCGUUCAUGUCUCGGACAUUCAGGAGCUGUACGUCCGCGUGGUUGACAAGGUGGAGAUUGGGAAGACAGUCAGGGCAUAUGUCCGCGUGUUGGACUUCUACAAGAAACCUUUCCUGACCAAGUACUUUCCCUUCAUGGACCUCAAGCUCCAAGCGGCCUCCCAGAUUGUCACACUGGUGGCCCUUGAUGAAACCCUGGACAACUACACCGCCAUAUUCCUCAUCCACGGCAUUACCAUUGGCCAGACCAGUCUCACCGCAAGUGUGACCAACAAAGCUGGACAGAAGCGCAACUCAGCCCCACAACAGAUUGAAGUCUUUCCCCCGUUCCGGCUGAUACCCAGGAAGCUGACACUACUCAUUGGGGCCACGAUGCAGGUCACCUCCGAGGGCGGCCCCCAGCCUCAGUCCAACAUCCUUUUUUCCAUCAGCAACGAGAGCGUUGCACUCGUGAGUAGCGCUGGGCUGGUGCGCGGGCUCACCAUGGGCAACGGCACGGUCUCAGGAGUUGUGCAGGCCGUGGAUGUGGAGACUGGCAAGCUUGUCGUCGUCUCUCAGGACGUCGUGGAGGUGGAGGUGCUGCUGCUCCGGGCAGUGAGGAUCCGUGCCCCCAUCACACGCAUGAGGACAGGGACCCAGAUGCCUGUCUACGUCACCGGGAUCACCAACCACCAGAACCCUUUCUCCUUUGGCAACGCCGUGCCAGGCCUGACCUUCCACUGGUCAGUCACCAAGCGGGACAUCCUGGACCUUCAGGGGCGACAUCAUGAGGCCUCAAUCCGGCUCCCGUCACAGUAUAACUUUGCCAUGAAUGUGCUUGGCCGUGUGAAAGGCCGGACCAGGCUGAGGGUGGUGGUCAAAGCCCUGGACCCCACCGCUGGGCAGCUGCAUGGCCUCGCCAGAGAACUUGCUGAUGAGAUCCAGAUCCAGGUGUUUGAGAAGCUGCUGCUGCUCAACCCAGAAGUAGAAGCAGAGAAAAUACUCAUGUCACCCAACUCCUUUCUCAAGCUGCAGACGAACAGGGAUGGCGCUGCCGCUCUGAGCUACCGUAUCCUGGACGGGCCUGAGAAGCCUCCUGUGGUGCACAUUGAUGAGAAGGGCUUCCUGGCGUCGGGGACUGUGAUCGGGACAUCCACAGUCGAAGUGAUUGCUCAGGAGCCUUUCGGGGCCAACCAGACCAUCCACGUGGCUGUAAAGGUGUCUCCUGUUUCUUACCUGAGGGUUUCCAUGAGCCCCAUCCUGCACACACACAGCAAGGAUGCCCUGGUGGCCCUGCCUUUGGGAAUGACCGUGACCUUCACUGUCCACUUCCAUGACAACUCCGGAGACAUUUUCCACGCUCACAGUUCGGUCCUUGAGUUUGCUACCAACAGAGACGACUUUGUGCAGGUCGGGCAGGGCCCCACCAAUAACACCUACGUGGUCCGCACAGUCAGCGCAGGCCUGACGCUGCUCAGUGUGUGGGACGUGGAGCACCCGGGCCUCUCUGACUUCGUGCCCCUGCCGGUCCUCCAGGCCAUCUCCCCCGAGCUGUCAGCGGUCGUGGUGGGGGACGUUCUCUGUCUGGCCACUGUUUGGACCAGCCUGGAAGAGCUCUCGGGAACCUGGAGCUCCUCAACCAGCAGCAUCCUCCAUGUCGACCCCAAGACGGGCGAGGCCGUAGCCCAGGACAUGGGGUCUGUGACGGUGCACUAUGAGGUCGCUGGAUACCUGAGGACCUAAAAGGAGGUAGGCUUCAGGGCCCCCGGAGGCACACGG